AUGUCCGGAUACGACCGAGCUCUUUCAGUGUUUAGGUAUGCACCCAAGAUUUGCCCAUCCCGACGUAUUCCCUACCCUGACCAUCUUCCCCCAGCCCUGAUGGGCACGUCUUCCAAGUGGAAUAUGCCAUGGAAGCUGUCAAGAGAGCUCAUCGGCCAUCUCUCCUGGCUCAAAGGUACCUGUGCUGUGGGCGUGAAAGGCAAAGACAUUGUCGUACUGGGCUGCGAGAAGCGCUCCGCUCUAAAGCUCCAAGAUACCCGCAUCACACCAUCGAAGAUCGCCGUGGUGGACCACCAUGCCGUCCUUGCCUUUGCCGGAUUGAAUGCCGAUGCACGCAUCCUCAUCGAUAAGGCCCGGUUAGAGGCCCAGUCGCAUCGUCUGACAGUGGAGGACCCCGUGUCCAUCGAAUACAUCACCAAAUACAUUGCCGGUGUGCAGCAGCGAUACACGCAGAGCGGAGGCGUUCGACCCUUUGGUAUCAGUACGCUUAUAGUGGGGUUUGAUCCCAAUGAUAAAACUCCUAGAUUAUAUCAGACCGAACCGUCGGGUAUCUAUUCUGCUUGGAAAGCAAAUGCUAUUGGCCGUUCUAGCAAGACCGUCCGCGAAUUCCUGGAGCGUAAUCACCAGGAGGAUAUGGACCGUGAGCAGACGAUUCAGCUUACCAUCAAGUCGCUGCUGGAGGUGGUGCAGACGGGCGCCAAGAACAUCGAGGUGGCGAUCAUGUCGCCCGGUCAGACGAUCGAGAUGCUGCCGGAAGAUCAGAUCGAGUCAUACGUGAAGAGUAUAGAGACCGAGAAGCAAGAGGAGGCGGCCAAGAAGAAGACGGGUCGGACUGGUACUACGACGGCGGCCAUUCUAACGCGACCUGGCGGGGAGUCGUCUCGAGAGUAG
Molecule: messenger RNA, 891 nt
Organism: Aspergillus tanneri
Lineage: Eukaryota; Fungi; Ascomycota; Eurotiomycetes; Eurotiales; Aspergillaceae
Gene: pre6
Product: proteasome core particle subunit alpha 4
Exons: 4
Coding region: 1-891 (296 amino acids)
Cellular component (GO): proteasome core complex, alpha-subunit complex; proteasome core complex; nucleus
Source: RefSeq, a predicted model, not a curated record